GCGUGACAGCCGUUGUAAAACUCAAGACGAGUCAGUAAAUACCAAAGAGAAGCCGAAUAACUUCAUCUGUCACGAACAACAAGGCGAUUAUUCGUGAUUUAACAUCGCGAAGACAUCGAAACACGUACAAACAUCAUGCAGCAUCCAAAAUAAAUGUCUCCAGGUAAAGACGGGUUCAGAUCCUGACAGUUUGCUCUUCCACCCGGAAGUCUCUUCACUACCUGGGCGCCUAACAUAUGAAUUUUACAUGAAGAGGGGCGAGAAACCCGAGGGAUACAGACAGAUGCGACCCAAGACGUUUCCUGCAAGCAACUACAGUGGAAAUAGUCAACAGAUGCUGCAGGAGAUCCGGGAAAGCCUGCGGAACCUUUCCCGGCCGUCGGAUCCUCCCAAGGCCGACGCGAACGCUGGGAAGGGCCCGUCGGACGAUCCCAGGCAACAGGGGCGCAGCACCAACCCAAAAAACCCCUACCACAAAGCUCUGCAGGAGAUCCGUGAAUCACUGAUACCAUUUGCCAAUAAAAGCAUCAGCAGCGGACAUACGGCUGACAUCAACAGACGCAUGCUGCAGGAGCUGCAAGAUGCUGGUUUUGAUGAGGAGCUGGUGGUUCAUGCUCUGAAACAGACAAACAGUCGCAGUGUGGAAGCAGCGGUGGAUUACAUCUUUAAAAACUUCCAGGAUCCUGGGAGGGAACAGAUCCCAGCCCCUGUCGUGCGUCCUGUAAACGCACCUUUAAAACAAGCAGGUCCAUCUCAAAUUCAGCAGCCUGUGUUGCGUCGACAGAGCUGGAAGGACUCUAAGGAGUCUCUGGCCCCACAGCGACACAGUGCUCUGAUGUCUGACGGCAUGAUGUACCGCCCGAAUAGUCCAGGACCUCAAGGUGAUCUCUCACGACCCGCAAGCUUUCCUCAAAAUCUUGCCGCUAAUGCCGGCGGUCAGCGAGUGAACGCUCCCCUCUCGCGGCAGGUGCGUAGCAUCACUCCUCCUCCCUCCUCGUGGGACUCUAGUAACUCAAACAAGCGGUAUUCUGGGAACCUAGACUAUCUGGUACCCCGGAUCUCACCCGUGCCUCAGGGGCCCCGUCCCGAAAGCUACAUUAACAAUCCAUCACAGGCUCAGCGAGGCAUCAGUCCGGUGCCUGUGGGUCGGCAGCCGAUCAUCAUGCAAAACUCUGGAGGCAACAAAUUCGCAUUCCCCCCAUCCUGGCCCCAGAAUGGCACCGUACAAAACGAAUACAUGGGCAUGAGUAGCGGCGGCCGGCAGCCUCAGCCGCCCCCUCCUCCGUAUCCCAUGCACCAGUCUAACAGGCAGAGCCCCACAGCCCAGCAGAUGCUGUCCAGCUCCCCUGCCAACCUUCCCCCGAACAUGUUGGUCCCCAACCGCAACAGCCAAAACCUUGAUAUGUACAACCUCGGAGUGCUACCCCAGGUCAGACAGCAGUCUCAGACUUCCCCCGGCCAUAACGGUAACCAAGAAGUUCCUCCGUCUUGGCCGCACAACGUCCCGGGACGCUCAAACUCCUUCACCAACGCCCAGUCCAGCAGCCGGCAAGGUCCGUCGGUUCCCAGCUCCCAGCCUUCCGCCACCACCGUCACCGCCAUCACGCAGGCUCCUAUCCUGCAUCCCGUAAAGAGCACACGCGUGCAGAAGCCAGAGCUGCACACAGCUGUGGCCCCUACACACCCGCCCUGGAUGCAGCAGACGCCUCCUCCAUCCAACGUCUAUCAAGAACCGCCUGCACCCGUGCCUGCCCCCGAAGUCCCGAGCUACCAGGGCCCACCCCCUCCUUACCCUAAAUACCUCCUACAGCCCCCUCCGCCGGGCUACGACCCACCCUCGAAAUCCACCAAUAAAGAAGAUGAUAAUGCCAUGGAUAACGACAACGAUGCCGACAGCACCUGCUCCAGCGAACGUGCCGAGAGCACAGAGGAACGUGAAAAGAAACAAAUCACGACGUCUCCCGUACCCGUACGGCGCAACAAGCGAGACGAGGACCGUAAAGGAGAAAACGGCGUUCCCAUGUACUCGCCACAGGCCUUCAAGUUCUUCAUGGAGCAGCAUGUGGAGAACAUCUUGAAAAAUCACCAACAGAGGAUCAGGAGGAAGAAACAGUUGGAGAGCGAGAUGCAACGGGUGGGACUGUCAAAUGAUGCGCAGGAGCAGAUGCGUAUGAUGCUGUGCCAAAAGGAGUCCAACUACAUCCGCCUCAAACGUGCCAAAAUGGACAAAUCCAUGUUCGAGAAGAUCAAGACUCUCGGAGUCGGAGCGUUCGGAGAGGUGUGUUUGGCUCGGAAGGUGGACACAGGAGCGCUGUACGCCAUGAAGACCCUCCGUAAAAAAGACGUCCUGUUGAGGAACCAGGUGGCCCACGUGAAAGCAGAGAGGGAUAUUCUCGCCGAAGCGGAUAACGAGUGGGUCGUCCGCUUGUACUACUCUUUUCAGGAUAAAGAUAACUUGUAUUUUGUCAUGGACUACAUCCCUGGCGGCGACAUGAUGAGCCUACUGAUCCGAAUGGGAAUUUUUCAAGAGGAUUUGGCCCAGUUUUACAUCGCAGAGCUCACCUGUGCUGUGGAAAGUGUCCACAAAAUGGGUUUCAUCCACCGGGACAUCAAACCCGACAAUAUUCUGAUAGAUCGAGACGGACACAUUAAACUGACAGACUUUGGCCUCUGCACGGGAUUUCGCUGGACGCACGACUCCAAAUACUACCAGAGCGGUGAUCACGUGCGUCAGGACAGUAUGGACUUCAGUAUGGAGUGGGAGGAUUCAUCUAACUGUCGCUGUGGAGAUCGACUGAAGCCGCUGGAGCGCAGAGCAGCCAGACAACAUCAGCGCUGCCUGGCACAUUCGCUGGUGGGCACACCCAAUUACAUCGCACCCGAAGUCCUGCUGCGCACGGGUUACACGCAGCUUUGUGAUUGGUGGAGUGUGGGUGUUAUCCUCUAUGAGAUGUUGGUCGGCCAGCCUCCUUUUCUGGCAACAACUCCUCUUGAGACACAAAUGAAGGUGAUAAACUGGCAGGCAGCCCUACACAUCCCACCACAGGCCAAGCUGAGUCCGGAGGCUACCGAUCUCAUCCUCAAGCUCUGCCGCGGGCCAGACGACCGGCUCGGGAAAAACGGAGCUGAUGAAAUCAAAGCCCAGCCGUUCUUCAAGACCAUCGACUUCUCCACGGAGCUCAGGCAACAACAGCACGCGCCUUACAUCCCAAAAAUUAUACACUCCACCGACACCUCCAACUUUGACCCCGUCGACCCUGACAAACUGUGGAGCGACGACGCCGACGGUAAUCCCAACGACACGCUCAACCGCUGGUUCAAGAAUGGCAAGCACCCGGAGCACGCCUUUUACGAAUUCACCUUCCGCCGUUUCUUUGACGAUAACGGACACCCGUACAGCUGUCCCAAGCCUAUCGAGUGUGAGGACUACGAGGUGGACGAGGACGAGCCGGUCAACCCUUCAAAGGGUCACGGGGCGGAGCAGGGUCGGGACCUAGUGUAUGUUUAGCGUAUGGAGAAAAAAACAUCUGUUGUUAAGAACAUCUGGGUCACGUUUCACCCCAAAAAUCAAGUUGCAUUUUGAUUUCAGCAUCAUCACAUUUACUUUUGUUUGUGAUACCCCUUAUUCUCGUUAUUGACUCUUAAUUUUUGUACCAUAUUUUAAACAUGUGUCCCUUUAAUUAUCAUUAAUAUAAAUGACAAGAAAUCUGUAUUUUGUGUUUAUAGAUUAUGGCCUUUGUUCAUUUAAAUAAAAUCAUAGCAGUGUUUUUGUUUUAUACAGUUAAAAAUAUCGUAUUAUAGUGAAGAGAUUUAGCAUUAACACAAACAAAACUAACAAGUGAAACGCUCAGAUCCAUUAUGUGUUAAAAUAAGAUUUUGUCCUGUAAAAGUCUUAGAAAUAGGUAACAUAUUGUUUAUUAAUUUUGGGGUGAAAUAUAAGCCAGAUGUGUCUUUGUGAAAUGGAUUUGAUUUGUUUUUAUACAUUCUCUCUCUCUUGCAUCUCUGCUGGUGUGAAUGCUCGAGUCUGUCUUCACAUUUUGGGCUGUAUUUAUUAUUAUUUUGUUGAGGAUGCACGUGUCUGGUGCCUGAGGAUCUAAUGAUGCAGUGGAACCCUGGACUUUUACACUACUUUAACUUAUUUAAAGACUUUUUAAAGCUAGUUGCAUAAUUCCUUCCACUGAUGUUGAUGUGUUUUAUUUAUGAUUGUGUGGAUUUGCCCAUCGUCAGACUGCACAGGUACUUUAAUUUCAUCUCUCUUUCACCAACACUAUGAAGGGCCGUGUAGUCUUGAUAAAACUGGCUAUUGAAAGAAAAGAUUGUAAAUUGUUGCUCUUCUCUGUACUUUUCUAUUUAUACACACACACAGAUUGUAUAUAUAAAUUAUGCGUUGUAAAUUUGUAAAUUUUUCUGUCUUAAAUGUUAAGGGAAUAACCUGUGGGUGAUCUUGUUUUCUGUAUGUUAGCAGAUUGCCGGCCUUUAGCGUGUCUAUUUCCCCCUGCUGUACCUUUGUGUAACAUAAUGACCAAUAUCUUAAUGACAGCUGUCAACAAGCUGUGUAAGGAACAGAAGACCUGCACUGGUUUCUUCACUCUUUCACUACCAAAGUCGGCAAGAAAAGUCACAAAACAACUCUAUUUGUAUCAUGGGUCUUUUUUAUUAAUGUUUGUUUUAAAUAUCUAAUGUCCUGUGCAGCUAUGAAUGUAAUGAACACUAUUUCUUUGAUUAAACUUGGUGGUCUUAUUCCCAAAAAGAGCAGCUAUAGGUAUUUUGAGUGUAAGUUUGUCUUGAAUGUGGAGAGGGUGGGGUGGUGAUCAAUAAACAUCUUAAG
Molecule: messenger RNA, 4828 nt
Organism: Paramisgurnus dabryanus
Lineage: Eukaryota; Metazoa; Chordata; Actinopteri; Cypriniformes; Cobitidae
Gene: lats1
Product: large tumor suppressor kinase 1
Biological process (GO): regulation of organ growth; peptidyl-serine phosphorylation; hippo signaling
Molecular function (GO): protein serine/threonine kinase activity; protein binding; ATP binding
Source: RefSeq, a predicted model, not a curated record